Molecule: messenger RNA, 8070 nt
Organism: Antechinus flavipes (yellow-footed antechinus)
Lineage: Eukaryota; Metazoa; Chordata; Mammalia; Dasyuromorphia; Dasyuridae
Gene: GLIS3
Product: GLIS family zinc finger 3
Exons: 11
Coding region: 485-3274 (929 amino acids)
Biological process (GO): regulation of transcription by RNA polymerase II
Cellular component (GO): nucleus
Molecular function (GO): DNA-binding transcription factor activity, RNA polymerase II-specific; RNA polymerase II cis-regulatory region sequence-specific DNA binding
Source: RefSeq, a predicted model, not a curated record
AAUCUUGCUGAAGUAGAUCCACUUUUCUCCUUUUCUUGAAGUUGCUGCAAUCUCCAGCUUUGCCAGCUGCCAUUCAUGUGGGCUGAUGCAAUGAUUUAUACAGAACAAAUAGCCAAUAAUACCUCUUUCAUUUCAUUUGCUGUAUUUUAUUACCUGUGUGCCUCCUGGGGUGAGUAUGAUUGAGUUCAAAGAAAAAAAAAAGCCAAACCAAAAAACAUACUACUGUCACUACCACCAAAAUCUCCUUAAAACAAAAUCAUGGCCAGUUAUUUUGGAUAUUUUUUAAAAAACAAAUUAUUAUUUUUUUUUUUACAGUUCUUUCCAAAGAAGAAAACUGUGUCUUAAACAAGCUAUUGACAUGCAGAGUUGUUCACUCUUUGCCAUUCAGGCAUAAAUCCUACAUCAUGGGUAACUUACUGGAUCUGGCCUGAAAGGAGUCACCAGUGGCACUGGAUUAUUAACCCCUAGCCAUUGGCUUUUCACAAUGAAUGGAAGGUCAUGCAGCAUGAAUCUCCACCGUACAUCAGGCACUCCACAGGGGCCAGGGAUGAUGAGUAGCCAGCACAUCCCUCCUGUCAGAGUCCCAUCAGGGACAUCUUGCCCAUCAUCCAAUGGCAGUACUCCCAGCCCUGCUGUUGGAAAUCUCCAUCUCAAGCUGCACUCAGGAGGAGGGAUAGUUCCUCAGAACAACUCAGCGGAUAGCCCCAUCCACCUUCCAGCAUUGAGCCCCAGGAGACAAGUGGUUACCAAUGGGAAACCUCUAUUUCAGGUCCCUCAGGGGCCAGGGAUGCCAAUGCCACAUUCUUUGAAGCCAAAACAGCAGGACUUUGGAAACCCCUUUCCUACAAAUCAAGGGAAAGGGGGUCUUGGCUAUGGGCCUCAGUGCAAGUCCAUUGGAAAAGGCAGCUGCAACAAUCUAGUGGUCACCAGCAGUCCCAUGAUGGUUCAGCGGCUGGGACCCAUAUCACCUCCUGCCAGCCAGGUCUCUACAGCAUGCAACCAGAUCAGUCCUAGCUUACAGAGGGCAAUGAAUGCAACCAACAUGAAUAUACCUCCUGAUACCAGAUCCCUCAUGUCACGGGAGUCUUUGGCAUCCACAACUUUGAGUCUGUCAGAAAGUCAGUCAGCCUUGAGUGUGAAGCAAGAGUGGUCUCAUGGCUACAGGACUCUUCCUUCCCUUUCUUCCAAUUCAGGCUCUCAGAAUGGCAGUGAUCUAGGAGAAUUAUUUGGCAUCCCCCCUGGGACACCUAUGUCCAACAAUAGCGUCUCCAAUUCAUUGCCGUCCUAUCUUUUUGGGAUGGAAAACAGCCACUCCCCUUACCCUAGCCCCAGAAAUUCUUCCACCAGGUCUCACUCAGCCCGUUCUAAGAAGAGAGCUCUCUCUUUGUCCCCUUUGUCUGAUGGCAUUGGCAUUGACUUCAACACGAUCAUCCGGACCUCCCCAACAUCCUUAGUAGCGUAUAUCAAUGGUUCUCGGGCAUCACCUGCCAAUAUUUCCCCCCAACCAGAAGUCUAUGGACAUUUUCUAGGAGUGCGGGGUAGCUGUAUCCCACAGUCGUGUUCGAUCCCAAGCACUCAACGCAGUCUUCUGGUGACCAGCGGCAGCCUCACGAUCCCUGCUUACAACGAGAAUGGGAUGGUGGAAUACCAGCGCAUGCAGCAGCUGGAGCAGAGCAGCUUACAGUCCGCAAUUAUGAACAACAUGGUGGUACAGCAGGGUCUGCCUGUCUCAGACAGCCAGCCAGGUGGUUUAUUGAAAAGCGAACGCUUAGACGACUUCCCAGGUGGCGCCAUUGAUAUUCCUCCACCGCCACCCCCUUCUUUGCCACCACCACCACAAGGGCCGCCACCCCCUUACCACGCCCAUCAGCACCUUCACCAGUCUGAGCUCAUUCACCAUCCCCACCCGCUCCCUUUGCCCCCUUCUGCCCAAGUUCCACAACAGGAAGAGGAUGGAGAGUUAGAUGAUUUUAAUGGAAAACACUGCUGUCGCUGGAUUGACUGCAGUGCCGCGUACGACCAGCAAGAAGAGCUUGUACGGCACAUAGAGAAAGUUCACAUAGACCAGAGGAAAGGAGAGGACUUCACUUGUUUUUGGGCUGGCUGCCCUAGAAGAUACAAGCCAUUCAACGCCCGAUACAAAUUGUUGAUCCACAUGAGAGUCCACUCAGGAGAGAAGCCGAACAAGUGCACGUUUGAGGGUUGCAAGAAGGCCUUUUCAAGACUAGAAAAUUUGAAAAUUCACCUGAGGAGUCACACAGGAGAGAAACCAUAUCUGUGCCAGCAUCCAGGAUGUCAGAAAGCCUUCAGUAACUCUAGUGAUCGAGCCAAGCACCAGAGGACCCAUCUGGAUACUAAACCUUAUGCAUGUCAAAUUCCAGGAUGUACCAAACGCUACACAGAUCCAAGUUCCCUAAGAAAGCACGUCAAGGCACAUUCUUCCAAAGACCAACAGGCAAGAAAAAAGUUGCGGUCAAGCAUGGAGCUCGAUCAAGAUAUCUUCAAUAGUUGUCUCACCAUUCAGCCUCUCCAACCUACCACUUCCCCACAAGAUGUUGCAGAUGGUGCCAUGGGAAGAUCUCCAGGAUCUGUCCAUGACAUGUAUUCAGCCACGAUUUUCUCCAGCACUCACUCAAGCCGGAGUGGAACAGCUGCUGGGGCUGGGCCUCCCCCACAUCCCGUCAGUCACCCUUCUCCGGGACAUAAUGUACAGGGGAGCCCCCACAACCCCUCCUCCCAGUUACCUCCUCUUUCGGCUGUGGACUCAGGAACUGAAAGGUUUGCCCCUUCUGCUCCAUCUCCCCAGCAUAUCAGCCCUCGGAGAAUGCCAGCCCCCACUUCAGUUAUGCAGAGACCACCACCUUCCCAUGUUCAGCAGUCAGCAGCAUCUCACUUGAAAUCAUACCAGCCAGUAACCAGUUCUUCCUUUCAACCAAAUGGCAUCCAUGUUCAUGGGUUCUAUGGGCAGCUGCAGACAUUUUGUCCUCCCCAUUACAGCGAUCCUCAGAGAAACAUGGCCCAUGGCAACUCCUGCAAUAUGGUGCCUUCCUUUGAAGACUGCCUUGUCCCUGCGUCCAUGGGUCAGGCAGGGUUCGAUGUUUUCCACAGAGCUUUUUCAGCUCAUUCGGGCAUUACAGUAUACGAUCUGCCAGCUGGUCCCACUGGCAUCUUUGGAGAGUCUCUCCGGAAUGGACCUGAAGAUACCACCUUCCUGCAGAUCAGCGCAGUGGAUCGCUGCCCCAGCCAGCUCUCCUCUGUCUAUACUGAAGGCUAAAAGCCACCCUCACAGCUAAUGCUCUUCCCUAAACCCUCUGCUUCAAAUCCCCUGCCUUCCUCCCAAUAAGGAUCCUGAGCCCCAAGUCUGCAAAGCCCAAGGCCACAAAAGGAUCCUUGCAAAAGAGGGCUGGGAGAUGGGAAUCCUCCCCAAGCCUUCAGAAGGCCUGCAGUCCUUUUUCCUUUUGAUUGGUGAGUCACUCAACAACCCUACUCUCUUUUCAAAGGGAAUUCAAAGACAAUGAGAAGAUGGCUGUUGUUGGGAGACUUGUCACAUGGAACCACUGAAAUCAUGAAAGAAAAAAUACAGCCUUGGUUUGAGGACAAUCCUCUUCUCAAACAAGGAACUGAGGCACAAUACAAGCCUCUUAAGGCACAGAGCUAGCUAUGUGAUGCCUCUGCAGCUAAGCAAAGCCAAACAUAAAAGGGAAAAAAAAAAGCACUCCUGAUAGAUGCUCGCCUCCCAAUGACCCUCCACGAUGCUCCCUGGCCCCAGGAUCUCCAGCAAGCUUGGUUCAGCUCUCCCAUUUUAUAUCCACAGGCUUACCAGUAGAAUGCUUUUUGUUAUUUCUCUAAUUACAUUAUGUUAUGCAGUGAAUAAAAAGAAUCUGCCAAGUACAGUGACUUGAAAGACAACUUACUUUUAUUCCAACAAUUUUUCCACUUGUAAGAAUUAGGGCACCUUUUUGUCACUUAAAAGAAAAAGAAAAAACAAGCAAAAAAAAAAAAAAUCCAAACCAACAACUUUCUUGUGGCCUGUUUCUGGAAUGGCCAAAUAAAUAAAUAAAACACCUCUAUUUGUAUUUCCCCAUCCUUUAAAAUCUUUCCCACACAGAUGCAGCAGUGCUUGGGAAUAUUCUGAUUUUUCGGAGUUUUGUAGUUACCAGAAGAUAAGUGUCAAUUAUAUUUGAUAUGCUCCUGCAGCACCAAAUGCAAUGUCUUAGAGCUGAUUUAAUUCAGUAAGCUUUGGGCCUCCCAUUCCAAAGAGCUUCUGCCAAGAGAAGGACUACAAAUUAAUAAAUUAAAUUCUAUUUUGGUGCUCUGGCUAGGUGAGACAUUAGCAGGUCUUUGGAUGAAUGAGGCAGAGUCUGAGGGAAGUGAGAGGAAGGAGGGAGGUUCCAGAUAUGGUAUCUGCAUAGGAAGAAACUAAUGAGAUAUUGAGGUGAACAAUGAACAAUCCUCCCUACUCUUCCAGCUUGAUACUGUGCUCUUACUUUUCCUUUCCUUCCCUCCCAUCUCCCCAGUUUUUCCUUGCUUAUCUGUCUCCUCCUCCUGCUCUACAACCCCAGCUCAGACCCAGGCCCACUCCAUUUCCAAUGCCCAAUUACAGCUUUGGAGAAAACUGGUAAGAAACCAGUUAAAAGUGAUAAUGGAUGAGGUUUGGGACAUACAGAUUAAUAGACAGAAGAGAAAUGGGAACCCACCAUUUCUGAAAUAUUAUCUUGGAAGCCUAGAAUUUAAAUUGGGCUUUAUAUUAGUACAUAAAUUUCAAGACUAUGUGGAAGCCACUAUUUCUGAUAUCUUUUUAAGAGUAACAAGUUCUGGGGCAUAAGGCUAUUAAAAUGUUCAAAAUACACUAAAAACAUUUUGGUACUAUUAUAUUUAAAAAUUAAAGCUAUCUUUCUUUUUUUUUUCUUUACAAUAGCAGAAGGGAAAUAACCUCAUUAGCAAAAACUAUUAUUAGCACAAUAAAGAAAUCUGGUGUUGUGCCUAAAAUCAUGGAUAAUUUCAAAUGCUGCCAAGUGACUCUUGAGCUUCAGUAGUAAAUCCUUUCUUAAGGAUUCUAAAGUUCAGUCCCAAAAUCAAGACUGAUAUCUUUAGAAAAGUACAUGCUUGUCAGUUUGUUCCAGAAGUGCCAAAUACACAGCCCAUAAGCACCUUUGCAUCACUAUCCCCCAAGUGGACCUGAACCAAAUUAAAAUGUAAUUGGCAGUUUGUUCCAGAAGUGCCAAAUACACAGCCCAUAAGCACCUUUGCAUCACUAUCCCCCAAGUGGACCUGAACCAAAUUAAAAUGUAAUUGGGAAAUAUUUAAUAAAAUAAAUAAAAAUUACAACAUAACACAGAAAAUGUUAGCAUGUGAUUUUCUAAGUCAAUAUUGGUUUGCAGGCAUUCUUAUGUAUGAGUUAGUGGCCUUUUUCAAUUUGAGUUUUAUACCACUAGACUACACUAUGGACCCAGAUGAAAACAGGUUAAAUUCUCUAUAUCCAAAUGGGCCACCCCAUAAGAAAAAUCAGAAAAUAAAGAUUCAAACUUGUAAGUAUUUAUAUGAGGAGCAAUUAUUUUAUCUUACAUAAAGUUACUCCAGUAUAUUUAAAAUAUAAUUUAAAAACAAAAAUUGAACUGUUUUGCACAUUUUCAGGACCUUGUAAACUAAUGUCAGCCAGUAUUUUUAAGCUUUUAAAUCCCAGGCACUAUGUUAGGUGCUAAGAAUACAAAGACAAAAAUUAAAUAUUCCAUGCCCUCAAGAAAUUUAUAUUCUUUUUUUGGGAAGGAGGGUAGUAACAUACAAUACAUUUUGUACACUUGUUGUAAAAUCUCUUUAGUCCAAAUCAUCCUAUUUCAUCCUUUUUUCAAACUCGGGCCAAAAAAAAAAAAUGAAAACUACUUUAGACUUUUCAGAGAAAACCAAUUAAUUCUGAACUCUGGAACGUUUAUAACUCACUUAAAGUACAUAACAAUUUAUUCACGAAGAGAAAGGAAGAAAAGGGUGAAACAGUUCCUACACUGGUGAUAUUACCAAUUAAUCUCACUGUCACAGCAUGUGACUAUGAUAUUAAUCCUAACAUGGAAAGGGAGCUAGGGUGAAGUAGAAAAAAAAAAUCAAGGAUAAUUAUCAGCAAUCUAUUCUAAAUGCUGGCAUCCCAUACCCAGUAACAGUUUGCCUUCCUAUGAAGACAUACUUGGUUUUCUGACUCCUAGUGUUAUUUCUAGCUUUUCUUUAGUAACUGACCCCCAUCACCGGCACUUGUCAACAUUUAUGGCAUGAAAGACACCAUAUAGGUACUGCAGGAGGAGCCACAGACAUGAAAUCAGGGAUUCUUUCUAGGUGACUCUGUAGUUAGGGUGCUGGACCAGGAAUCGGGAAAAAAAAAAAGAGUUCAAAUAUGGUUUCAGACAUUUGUUAAUUGUGUGCCACUGAGCAAAACAUUUAGACUCUGCCUCAGUUUCUUCAUGUGUAAAAUGGAGUUAAAAAUAGCAACCUCCCUGCCAUGGCUAUGAUGAAGAGAAAAUGAGAUAUUUUAGUAUUACCGUGUAAAUCUGGAAGUACUUUAUUAUGCCAUUACUAUUACUAUAUUCGUAGUAUUUUAGAAGACCAUCUUUUGGAAAAGAUUUUGGAGAUCAUCUACUUUAAUUUCAUUUGUAGAUGAGUAUAGUGAAGCUCAGAGACAUAAAGUGACUUGCCUGAGAUCACAUGAGUAAUUUGCAGCAAAGUCAAGACUUGAACCAAGGUCUUCUAAAACAUUUCACUGUACCAUAGAUGGCAAGCCCAAUCUAUAAAGUCCCAUAUACAUCAUUAGACAAAUGGGAAAAGAGAGUGGCUGACACUUUAAAAAAAUCUCACCCCUACAUAAUUCUCCAUGUCACCCCUUACCAGGGAUCCAUGCUUCAGCCCUACCUAAGUAGAUCUACAGGAAGUGUGUGUGUGUGCUUUCGUUAUUAUUCUGGUACUAUUGUAAGCCUGCUUCAGGAAAUUGUUCCCUAUCCAUUUUUAGCUUAUUAUGUAACUUUUCUGAAAUAUCUGAAUGGGGAUUGUAUAUCCCCUGAUUUUUCUUUUCCAUCUCUCUCUUUUUUAAAAGAGGUGCUUGUGAAUACACACACAUACACACAGUUCAAUGCCUGUCAUCUAAUGGCAUUAAAGCAAUACGCCUGAAGACAUUUUGUUUGCUGCAUUAUCUUAAUUCUCAAAAGGGAUUAUAUCCAAAAGGCUGUUAGAGUUUAGAUUCAGAUCCAAUAUGAUCUAAAUCCUCACUAGCCCUUUAUUUAUCUCCCUUUACCUUCUUUGCCAAGUAUCACAGAGGUAACUCUAUGGUUAUAAAAGGAUCUUUCUACUGGAGUACAGUGGUGAUUCCACUUAUGGGGUCAGGGAUGGCCAAUUAUGAGAAAAUCCAAAAAGCUUGGUCAUAAGACCACUCUCUCAAGGGGGGAAAUGUUGCCCUCAUCUGCCUGAGACCACCAUUCUAUCUUGAUUGCCUUGAAGGCUUGGAAAUAAUGACUUGGUGCAUCAUUUGGGAUUUUUAUCUCUUUCAACUAUGUCAUCUUUUUGCAGCAUUUUUUAAUGGCACUUUUGAUUGUCGGUAUGGAAUUUGUGUGGUUAUUUUUUUUUCUAUGAACAGCUACAGCAGAGAGGCACAUAUUGGAAAAUAAUAAUAUGUGCAAAAAAAAAAAAAAGAAGAAGAAAAGAUUUAUUUUGUACAGACAGCAAAGCAUCCUGUGUAAUGUUGCUUACACAAAGCACUUUGGAAGAAAAGAAGUGGAAAUCUGUUUUCCAUAACUCAUACGGACUCUUGUACAUAGUUAUAUAUGCUCACAUAUAGAUAUGAACUGCAUAUAUCAUACUGUAUAUCAGGCUGAUUCUAUUUUAGUGCCACAUCUGGUGCCUAUUGUCAUAAAUCUUUUAAAGAAUUAGGUACUUUUUUCUAUUAAUAUGUAUAGUUUUGUGAUUUGUCACAGUUAUGUUUCAUAUAAUCAUAAGUUAUUUUGUCUUGUUCCAUGAAGUCUUUUUUUUAUGUCAAAGGUAAAAUGAAGGGUUUGUGCACUUGGUACAAAAUAAAACUGGAAAUGUAUAACAACCCCA